Molecule: messenger RNA, 1740 nt
Organism: Pungitius pungitius (ninespine stickleback)
Lineage: Eukaryota; Metazoa; Chordata; Actinopteri; Perciformes; Gasterosteidae
Gene: mrps31
Product: mitochondrial ribosomal protein S31
Exons: 7
Coding region: 115-1470 (451 amino acids)
Cellular component (GO): mitochondrial small ribosomal subunit
Molecular function (GO): structural constituent of ribosome
Source: RefSeq, a predicted model, not a curated record
UGUAAGAAUUACGGUGUCCGGAACCAAUGCCACUCUAGCGUUUUGGUGGGUGACCUUAUGAUGUAGCACCGGAGCCGAACCUCAGGAUCGUGGAAGGGCAUCACAGAAGUAAUCAUGUAUAGAUUUUUAUUGCGAACAGUAUGUACGGCUCGAACUUCUUCAGCCGGUGCAUUUGAGUCGUGUGUGUUGCUACCUAAAUGUGACAACUCUGCAGCUCCUCUUUUAAGGGUUGCCAAUGGAGGUGGAGUGAAAGCCCUCAGCACAAGCUCAGUCAGACUCUGUGACAAGAAAAACGAUGGCACCAAUUCUAAUCAAGUUGAGAAAACAAAUGAAGACGGUGAGCCAGCAGAAGUUUCAACUGUGGUUACACCGAAAGCUGAAGAGGACAGCAACAUUAUCAAGGUGGUUGAACAUCGGGAGGAGGAGCCGCCGGUGGUGAUAAAGACCAGUGAUGAAAGUACCACACAGCCGCAGAUGGAUGUUAAAAUCAAGCCUGUCAUGGCAACGCCCAAACAAGUGAUGGCUAAACCAGCUAAGAGUGGGAAAGAGAGUCUCCUCGACCUUCUUGGGGCCAUGAAGGUAGACGUAACUAAUAAGAGGAAGCUCAAAAACAUGGUAGUUAAGUCAAGUUAUGAGUCUACACCCAAGUCAAAGCCAGCAGCUAUGGAGAGCACUAUCAGUAUGUUUCAGAAGGCCACAGAGGAGGCUUCAUUACUGAGAGAGGCACUGGACCCUGAACUGGUUGCAGCUGCGUCUGCGGCUGCCUCCACUAUGGCUGACCGCAGCCAAGCAGAGUCUGAGCUGCUCCGGCAGCUGAGGGACCACGAGACCAUCACUGAGGCCCAGAAGAAAGGGGACAUGAACCACCUCGGAGGCAUAAUCGCUAACAUGAAAGUAGGAAAGAAUCCCAACCGACAGAAAACCCGGCCAUCUAAUCAGAUCCGGUUUGAUGACGACGGGCAAGGAUACACACAUGACCGAGGAGUCACCGCUGAGCUGGACGGGAUUCGGAGGAGGAUAAACUUGUUCUCGGGGAGAAGACUUAACAUCUUCUCUCCCGCUUCUGAUGAAGAUGGAGUUGAAUCAACAGUUGCGCGGCCAACUCUAUGGGACAUGGACUUUGCUAAUCAGUUGUCCCUGUUGACGAACCAAUUACCCCGCAACGGACUUGAGGAAAUGAUCCAGUGGACCAAAGAAGGGAAAAUGUGGGAAUAUCCAAUCAACAAUGAAGUUGGCCUUGAGGAGGAAGCCAGUGUGCCGUUCCAUGAGCAUAUCUUCUUAGAGAAGCACUUGGAGGAGGGUUUUCCUCGGCAGGGACCAGUACGUCACUUCAUGGAGCUGGUGGUGGCCGGCCUUUCCGGAAACCCAUUCCUCACAGUCCAACAGAAGAAGGAACACAUUUCCUGGUUCCGAGACUACUUCCAAGAGAAAGAAGAAGUCCUCAAGGAGGCGGACGUUUACCUCAAAUGAGUUUAGGACAAUUAGCAUACAUUUUCAACGUUUGUUGAGGGUGGACUAAUUAAACUACGUCCUGCAUUUGUGAUCAUUUUCACUCAUACGGGUUGGAUUUCUUAACACCAGGAGGCCCGUGAGGGAUGACUGGCAUCAAGUUUGUACUGCUGUACUGCUGGACAGUAUGUACUGUCUCUGUUGUUCAGACUACAGAACAAUUGUUAAAAUGUUGCUUUAAAGGGGUUUGUACAAAGUACUGUGCUAAUAUAAAACAACGAAAGUACAGGA